AUGUUCGGCAGUGAAUCGGCAAAUGCAGCAGUUUGUCAAAACGUUUACAAAAAAAAGAAAACAGUAGACGAACCUGCUAAAAACUCGACAGCUUUGGGUACAAUAGUAAAAGUGAACAGCAUCGUACCGAAGGAAAUGGAAAGCGUGGUGGAUGUAAAAUUUCCCGUUAACUCCCUAGUACCGAAGAAUGAAACCGGAGCGCUCAACUUCAUUCGCAUGUAUCCAGAGUACGAUGGCCGGGAUGUGACGAUUGCUAUUCUUGACUCUGGCGUUGAUCCCCGGGCGAAAGGACUGGAGAAAACCCCGAAUGGAGAAGUUAAAGUUAUUGAGCGGUAUGAUUGCUCAGGUUGUGGAGAUGUCGAUACGAGCAAAACGGUUACGGCUGGGGAAGAUGGCACUAUUACCGGUCUUUCGGGCCGCAAGUUGCUAUUGUCUAGCACGAUGAAGUCUAAAAAUGCUGCUGCGUCCGAGUACCGGGUGGGAUUGAAAAGUGUGCAUGAUCUGUCUCCGUCACGGAUUCGAGAGCGGAUCUUAAACGAUUUGAAGGUGAAGGAAUGGGAUAACCUGCACAAAAAGGCCUUGAGUGAGGCGGCACGUGAGCUGAGUGACUUCGACGCCAAAAACCCGUCUACGAACCUCACUGGCAAGGAUAAACUGGCCAAGGAAGAUCUCGAGCAUACGUUGGAAUUUUUAAAUUCAUGUGACAAAAAAUUUGCCGAUUUAAAAACCUCCUACGAUUGCGUGCUCUUUCCGACGAAGGAAGGAUGGAUGGCGGUUAUUGACACGACUGAAAAGGGUGAUCUAGAAAAUGCCGUGCACGUUCUGGAAUAUAGUCGUUCGUAUCAAGUGGUGAACUUGGAUGACUAUCUCUCCGUAUCGAUAAACGUGCAUGACGAGGGUAACGUGCUGGAAAUUGUCGGGCUUUGCUCAAGCCAUGGAACACAUGUUGCCUCGAUCGCCAGUGGUUACCAUCCCGAUGAUCCCGAACUAAACGGCGUGGCUCCGGCAGCCAAGAUCGUGUCGCUAACCAUUGGCGACGGUCGAUUGGAAUCAAUGGAGAGUGGAACGGCACUGAUACGAGCAAUCAUUAAGGUGAUGGAGCUGUGUGAGGCCGGUCGGAAGAUCGAUGUAAUUAACAUGAGCUACGGAGAACAUGGCCAUUGGUCGAAUUCGGGGCGCGUUGGGGAGCUUAUGAGCGAACUGGUCAAUAGGUAUGGCGUAGUGUGGGUAGCGUCGGCCGGUAAUCACGGUCCGGCAUUAUGCACCAUUGGCACACCUCCGGAUAUUAGCCAACCGAGCUGCGUGGGUGUCGGAGCAUACGUGUCUCCCGAAAUGAUGGAAGCUGAAUAUGCACUACAUCAGAAAUUACCCGCAAAUGUGUAUACGUGGACGUCUCGCGAUCCCUGCAUCGAUGGCGGGUUUGGGGUGACUGUGUGUGCUCCUGGUGCUGCGAUUGCAUCCGUGCCGCAGUUCACGAUGUCUAAGGCUCAGUUGAUGAACGGUACAAGUAUGUCAGCUCCGCACGUUGCCGGAUCAGUGGGCCUAAUAAUAUCGGGAUUGAAGCAAAAGUCCGUUAGUUACACUGCGUUCAGCAUCAAGCGAGCAUUGUGGAAUACAGCAACAAAAAUCGAUUACGUAGACAAGUUCGCUCAGGGCAACGGGUUGCUAAACGUGGGUAAGGCUUUCGAGCAUCUAACCACGUACAGUGGAUUGUUGGAAAAUAAGCUGCGCUUCGCUGUUACUGUCGGAAACAGCAAUGCAAAAGGCAUACACAUGCGGCACGGAGUGCUUACCAAGGUGGAGGAUUUUUCCGUCAAUAUUGAACCGGUAUUUUUCAACGAGAAAUUUGCCGAUGCUGCGGAUAAGAUUAAUUUCAACGUACGGCUAACAUUAAUACCAACCGAAUCGUGGAUCCAGUGCGGCAGCUAUCUAGAUCUCUGCUACUCCGCGCGCAAAAUAUCGGUAAAAGUCGACCCGACAGGAUUAGCACCAGGCGUUUACCGGGCGAGCGUGAAAGCUUACGAUUCCUCCUGUCCUGAAAAGGGCGUUCUGUUUGAGAUUCCAAUCACGGUGGUGCAACCGCAUGUUAUCGAUCCCAAAUCGAACGAAUUUGUUCGCCACGAUUUACCCGUCGACUGCAAACCGCACACCAUCAUUCGCGAUUUCAUCCAGGUGCCGAAAUAUGCGACUUGGGCCGUUAUUGAAAUGCGUUCGGCAAACCCGAAUGAUACCGUUGGUGGCAAAUUUUUCCUGCACACGGUACAGAUAUUGCCUAUGAAAUAUUGCAAAGCGAUGGAGAUGCAAAAGAUAUUACCCGUUAACGGAACGGCAUCUACUAUCCAGCCGGUUCAAGUGGAGGGCGAUCAUAUAAUCGAGAUUUGUAUUGCCAAAUUUUGGUCCAACUUUGGAACCUUGCCGCUGCGAUACUCGGUUAAAUUUCAUGGCAUUAGUCCACUGAAUGGGUCCGUAAUGCACAGUGCCAGUGGUAUUCACCGGAUCGAUCUUACCGCUUUAACUAGUGAAGAGGUUCUCCCUGUAGUGUCAUUGAAGAACGCGGCAAUGGUUUUGCGGCCAUCGGAAACUAAAGUCACUCCACUAACGACGCGGGACGUCAUACAUCCGGCUCGCCAAAUUUAUCAGAUUUUGUUGACUUAUCAUUUGCACAUGUCGAAAGGAUAUGAUGUGGCUUUGUACACUCCGCUGUUUAGCAAUAUCCUAUACGAAAGUGAAUUUGAAUCACAGUUCUGGAUGGUGUUUGAUGCCAAUAAGAUGAUGGUGCGUUGUGGUGAUGCUUAUUCGUACGACAAGUAUUUAAAGCUAGAAAAGGGUGAUUAUACCAUCCGUCUCCAAGUGCGACAUGAAAAGAAGGAGCUUCUCGAGAAACUGACCGAAGCGAAUAUGGUCGUUAAUUUCAAAUUAGCUAGCAAUAGUCUGUCGGUAGAUGUGUUCAAAUCGUACAACCAAGUCUUGUCCGGAGCGAAAAAAAUGACCAAUUGCUUCAUGGUGGGCGGUACGUGUCGACCGAUUUAUCUUGCACCGAUUAGCGCCGAGAGGCUGCAGAAAGCAUCCAUACCCUCGCAGUGCUCGUGGCUCGAGGGUAGCAUUACCUAUGCCAAAGAGGAUAUCAUAAAAAAAUGCGUCGCGCAUAAUUUCCAAUACGUAUUGACUGAAGGACCUUCCGUGAAGAAGGCAUCUGGAGGCAGUAACAAUACUGGCAGUGCCGUCACCAACACUGCUGCUAUCGUUACGAAUGGCAACCAUGUAGCAAACGGUUCAGGAAACGUUGUGACCGUUUCGAACGGGGUUGGAAAUGGUUUAGCGAAUGGUACAGCUUCAAAGGAAAGCAGAAGCAAGUGGGAUGAAUAUUGUGAAGGGUUGCGUGAUUUUCAGACGUCCCAGAUUGCCAAACUGGACACGGAAAAUGCAGAUAAUCUGUAUCGUGCGGUGCUCAAGGAUAAUCCCAAUCAUCUAGCUGUUCAUCUGGCAAUGGCUGACCACUUCGAUAGUACUGAAUUGAAACAUAAUCUUCCUUACGCAUUUUCGGCAUCAUUCGAUCCGACCGAUCCAACUUCUGCUACAUUGUUGAAGGUUAAGCUACUGCGUAUUGCUGAACUUGCUAAUUCAGUACUGAAGGACGUGGAUCAAAAUGCUCUUCUUGCGUACUAUGGAAUGAAGGUUGAUAACCGGUCGAAUGCGUCGAAGAUCAAAAUUCAAAUGGAUAAACAAAAACAGCUGCUAUUGGAUGCAUGCCAACGAAAGUAUAUGGUUUUGUGCAAGCUUAUGAUAGUACACAAUAUCUAUGAUGCUCAGGACGUGAGCCAACCGGACUACUCAGAAGAGCUGGAGCAGCUGUAUACUGAUGUUGGCAAAUUUAUAGAUUACAGUGACUCAAAGGUGUUGCUUCUAUCGAUAUGGCAUGCAUUUCAUAUGAAGCAGUACGGGCGCAUGGUGAAGUAUUUGUCCAAACUGUACGAGGAUAAGCUGAGCCGUGAAAUACUGGAAGAAAUGCUUGCCGUUGUCAAUGAGAAGAAGUGGAAGCACGUUCACCAGCAGUUGUCCAAACUUAUCGUAUCGUCUAACCCUCAGGGAUAUCGACUUUUUUAAGCUAAUUGUUUUCUAUAUACACAUAAAUUGGCAUUUGAGCGUCAGCAAGCGCGGCAUGAUGGUGCACAAAAACAUCAAAACAAGACUAAUGGAUAAGCAUGCAUUAUCCUCAAAGCGUUCAAUCUUGUCCGUUGUAGUUGCACGCGUUUUCGAACAGUUAGAUACGUAUCUAUUGUAGGAUAAUUAUUAAAUGGAAAAGCGGUACAUUUUUUAAAUGUUACUUUAUUGAGAG
Molecule: messenger RNA, 4336 nt
Organism: Anopheles nili
Lineage: Eukaryota; Metazoa; Arthropoda; Insecta; Diptera; Culicidae
Gene: TppII
Product: tripeptidyl-peptidase 2
Exons: 8
Coding region: 1-4104 (1367 amino acids)
Biological process (GO): proteolysis
Cellular component (GO): cytosol
Molecular function (GO): tripeptidyl-peptidase activity; serine-type endopeptidase activity
Source: RefSeq, a predicted model, not a curated record